AAAAAACACAAAGAGCAGGAUGACUGGAUCUGACUUUAACUGCAGGAGGCUGCUGACCUGCUCCGACCUUUGACCCCUCACCUGCAGAGUCACCUGCCCGUCUACCUGAGGGGCGGGGCCUGAGGAGCCCAGGGUCGUCGCCAUGGCAACGACCUCUUCCCUGCUCGGCAGAGGUCCUGGUCCUGGUCUGGGUCUGGUCCUGGUGGAGUUCCAGUAUGAGUAUGAGGGUCGAGACGGGUCGCUGGUCUCGAUCCGACCCAACGAGCGCUACGUGCUGCUGAGCAAGACCAACGAGCACUGGUGGCAGGUGGUCCACGGGUCCAGACCCUUCUACAUCCCCGCCAAGUACGUCAGGGAGCUUCCUGUGGACCUGCCGUCCCCCCUGGACUUCACCGAGCCCCCCAGCCCUGAACCGCCGCUGUGCUCCCUGCGGCGGGUCCCGGUGCCGGUCCCGGUCCCGGUCCCGGUCCCGGUCCCAAAGACUCUGGAGGACUCCAACGGGACCAAAACCAAACCGGGCGACGAGGUGACGAUCCGGCUCAGACCCGAGACCUCCUCCGGUUACCGCAAGUCUGAGAACCGCAUGUCGACGUUUGGAGUCCCGCUGGACUUCCAGGACCCGGUUCCGGUGGUGACCCCCCCCCAGAGACACUCCAGCCCCCCCGCUGGUCCUGCAGAGUCCGGUCCCACCCUGAGGGUCUUGGAAGACCAGGUGGACUCCGGUAAACCUCGGGUCCCCAGCUUCAGCCCGGCGGACCCCCUCCCCCGGUCCCAGCCCAUCCCGGUGGAGACUCCGGUGGUCCCCCCGCCCCCUACCUCAGCUGGUCUCCAUGACGACCAGGAGCCCCCCAUCCAGCCGGAGUCCAGCGAGGAGGAGGAGUCCCUGAAGGGGGACGACUCACACCACAUCUACGAGUCCAUCCAGGACCUGAACCUGGACCUGGAGGCUCUGAAGAGUCCUGCACCGGCACCGGCCCCCCCCGGCCCCCCCGGCCCCCCCACAGGUAAGACCCUCUCUCUCGGCCCCGACUCGCCCGUCUACGCUAAUGUUUCCAGUCUGAAGAAAUCAUCUCAGGUGUCGGUCUCUGGCCCCGCCCUCCCUGACCCACCGGACCCCUCAACCACAGACCACUCCCCUUCCGCAGCAGACCCCUCCCCUUCAAUCACUGUUCUCUCCCCCUCACCGUCAGACCCCCCCUCCUCCGGGAUGAUAAGCCCCGCCUCCCCCCUCAGCCCUGAUGAUUGGCAGGUCCACACCGACCGCGACAGCGGGAAGCCGUUUUAUUACCAUCCCGUAACCAGACAGACCACCUGGUCCGACCCCCGCAGCCCCCCACCCCUACCGGCUGCAGACAUGGACCAGUCCAAGGGGAAGGAGGGGGGGCACCUGCUCUCCUCCUCCUCCUCCUCGUCCUACUCCCAGGGUUCCUGCGGUUGGGAGCGGCUGAUGGAUGAAGCCUCGGGCAGGUUCUACUACUACAACCCCGUCACAAGAAGCACAUCCUGGACCGCCCCCGAGCCCGUUUCCCCCGCCUCCCCCGUCUCCCCCUCCUCCCCCCCUCCGCUGCCAGAAGAAGAUUAUCCUGUGAGCCCCGAGAGCGAGAACAGCGUCUUCUUAACGCAGCACGUGCCUCUGAUUCCCAGAGCGCAGCUGGACCUGAAAGAUGGAAGCAGCUCCCAGUGGAGGCAAGAGAUCCCACAGUUGCCCCAAAGGCUGAUGGGAAAUGGAGUUCUUGAGGAGGGACCAGCUGGACAGACACGGAACAGCAAACAUGGCGAAGACACGUUCGUUCCGAGUCUCAGGAGAAACGUCUCCGACCUGUCAGAGGUGUCCAACAGAAGACACUCACCUGACAGUCCACAGUUCUCUGAUAGGCUCAGACUGAGGAGGAAUCUGUCCAAUCGGAGCACAGACUCCCACCAGCUGCACAGCCACCUGCUGGAGAAAGCCGGGAUCAUCAACAAGACCAAAGUAGCCGAUCACGGGAAAAAGAUCAGGAAGAACUGGGCUCAGUCCUGGACCGUCCUGCACGGAGGGAUCCUCACCUUCCACAAAGACCCCAAAUCUGCUCCCACUGGGAACGCUAUGAAGGCAUCACAGAUCGUUCCUGAAUACACCGUCGAACUGAGAGGAGCUUCAAUCAGCUGGGCCUCCAAAGACAAGUCAUCCAAAAAGAACGUUCUUGAGCUGAAGACUCGUCAGGGAUGUGAGUAUCUGAUGCAAUACGACACCGAGAGCAUCAUCACCGACUGGCUGAAAGUGAUGCACGACACCAUCAGACAGCUGGAACAAGAACAUCUGUCAGAGGACGAAGACGAAGGUGCUUCAGACAAAGAGGACAAAGACAGGAGGAGGCCACUGAGCUCGAUUUCGUCAACUGCGACGGAUUCAGAGCAGAGACGAGUUCGGACCAAACUGCGACGGUUCCUCCAGCGCAGGCCGACGCUGCAGGCCGUUAAAGAGAGAGGAUACAUCCGAGAUAACGUCUUCGGCUGUCACCUGGACACACUCUGUCACAGAGAGAACGCCAACAUCCCCAAGUUUGUGGAGAAGUGUAUCAGAGCGGUGGAGAGGAGAGGUCUGGAUGUCGAUGGGAUCUACAGAGUGAGUGGAAACCUGGCUGUGAUCCAGAGACUACGACACAAAGCCGACCACGAGGAGCAGCUGGACCUGGAGGACGGUCAGUGGGAGGAGAUCCACGUCAUCACCGGAGCUCUGAAGCUGUUCCUGAGAGAACUUCCUGAACCGCUGUUCCCCUUCAGCUGCUUCGACAAGUUCAUCGCUGCCAUCCAGGUCUCAGACUACAGCCUGAAGGUCUCCUACAUGAAGGAUCUGGUCCGCUUGCUGCCGCUGCCGAACCACGACACCAUGGAGCUGCUGUUCAAGCACCUGCUCAGGGUCAUCGACCAUAAGGAAUCUAACAGGAUGUCGGUUCAGAGCGUCGCCAUCGUGUUCGGACCCACGUUGCUCCGGCCGCAGACCGAGUCGGCCAACAUGACGAUCCACAUGGUGUUCCAGAGCCAGAUAGUGGAGCUCAUGCUCAAUGAGUACCAGACCAUCUUUGCCUCUGAAGGGUAGGAGGACCUCUAGGAGAUCCUCAGAGAACCUUACAGAACUUUCAGAGAACCUCCCGACCCCCCGUAUCAUGAGGGUUGCCAAACGCCCUCUGAAACCUGGACUGUGCCUCAAUGACCCAGGUGGAACCAACAACUGUUUUAUAAAGUACAGAUCAAACCAAACACACUUAUUUGGCACCUUAAAAACCCAAAACCUUUGAGGGAGAACUCUCCACCAAGCACUUCCCUAGAACCUUUUAGAACCCUUCAACCAAAGUCCUUCUUAUUUAAAAGUUAAAAUGUAAAAUGCUCGGCUGGAUGAACGUAGAACCUGAUGGUUUCACGACACUCCUGUCUCACUGUGCCUCAAAUGACCCAAGUAGAACCUGAGUGGAACCAUCUAGAACACCUGGACUGGAUCUGGAACCUCAACAUUCAGCCUUACUUCAGAUCGAACAAAGACUCACUUAGGUUGCACCUUAAGAACCCAGAAAGAAGAACAAGAACUCUCCAGACCAGUUCCACAUCCUUUGAGAACCUUGUAGAACUCUGGAUGCAGCAGACAUUGAAGUUGAUGGCGGUUGAACCUGAAACCAUAAGCCCCUGUCAGACCACCAAUAGACCCUGAGUGGAACCAUCUAGAACUAGAACUGAAUCUGGAACCUCACCAGUUUGCUUUAUUAUUAUUUUCUGAGUGUCCGACCAAACCAAGCACACUAACCAGGGACCUGAAACCCCCAACAUCUCACUUUUAGCAAUAACUGUCCCACCAAUUUCCAAACCCCCGUAGAACCCUGUAGAACCCUGUGGAACCCUUUAGAACCCUGGAGCCAAAUGUCCAGCUGCUGUUUGUACAUUUCUGGACACUGAAGUUCAUGUAAGACAUUCACAGGGGAUAAAACUGGAACCAGACGGAUACAGCUCGUCCCUCUCUAACUACUGCACCUUUAAUGAGCCAGGUAGAACCCUAGUGGAACCAUCUAGAACCCUGAACUGGUUCUGAAACCCUGAACAACGGCUUCAUUGCUCUUUGAAGGACUGAACAAAACACACUAGUGAGAAUCCAACCUCGAACCCUAAGGGUUUUCUUUCUUUAAAGUUAAAAUGUAAAAUGCUCGGCUGGAUGAACGUAGAACCUGAUGGUUUCAUGACACUCCUGUCUCACUGUGCCUCAAAUGACCCAGGCAGAACCUGAGUGGAACCAUCUAGAACACCUGGACUGGAUCUGGAACCUCAACAUUCAGCCUUACUUCAGAUCGAACAAAGACACACUUAGGUUGCACCUUACGAACCCAGACAGAAGAACAAGAACUCUCCAGACCAGUUCCACAUCCUUUGAGAACCUUGUAGAACUCUGGAUGCAAACAUCACAUUCUCCUGAUUAGCAUGAAAGUUUAUGAGGGUUGAACCUGAAACCUGUUGAGAACAAACAAACCUUUAAAUGUUCCGGGUAGGACCGAGCGACAGUAAGAUACCAAGUACUGAAGAGAACAAAGUGAAACACUGGACGUAGUGAUGUCAUCAGUCCGAUAGAGACGGACGCUAACGGGCGAUGUGUUAUUUUAGUCGGAAGAUGAAAUAAGUUCCAGUCGUUGAGCUAAGCUAACACAUCGCGGACACACAGAACAAAUGAUUUAUUAAAUGUUAUUAAAUGUGUUUAAAUAAUCUAAAUACAGUUUAACAGACGACCAGAGGAUUUACAGAUGUUUAACUCUAGAGAUUCAUUUUACUGCUGUAACAGUGACGUCUGGACCAUGCUGUAUGUUUUAUAUGUAUUACAGAACAAAGUUAACAUUAACAGAUGGAGCUCUGUACAUAAAGAAGGUAUUUUACUGACUUUUAAUAAAAAUAACUCAGAUGUGUA
Molecule: messenger RNA, 4921 nt
Organism: Scomber japonicus (chub mackerel)
Lineage: Eukaryota; Metazoa; Chordata; Actinopteri; Scombriformes; Scombridae
Gene: arhgap27l
Product: Rho GTPase activating protein 27, like
Biological process (GO): signal transduction; regulation of GTPase activity
Cellular component (GO): cytoplasm
Molecular function (GO): protein binding
Source: RefSeq, a predicted model, not a curated record